This is a messenger RNA of Cololabis saira (Pacific saury), 855 nucleotides long. Its product is annotated as immunoglobulin lambda-1 light chain-like. The annotation marks the transcript as partial. NCBI's taxonomy places the organism in Eukaryota, Metazoa, Chordata, Actinopteri, Beloniformes, Belonidae. The transcript has 4 exons. The record is from RefSeq and is a predicted model, not a curated record.
AUGCUUUUCCUCCCAGCUGCUGCUCUGUGCUGUCUGUGUUCAGCGCUGGUUGCCAUGGCAGCAGAGCUGGUUCAGGACGAUGUAACACUGACCAGGAGAGUUGGACAAAGUGUCUCCUUCAGCUGUGGAACUGAUCAGUGUGAUAUUCCUGUGAUAUACUGGUAUCAGAAAAAAGAAUUGGAAACUUUCAGAGUGAUUCUGCUUAUUUACAGUAGCGGUGGAAUUGAUUCAGACUUCAAUCAUCCUCAGAAAGCAGAUUUUUCAGCUGAAAAUACACAGAACGGUUGUUUGUUGAAGCUAAACAGAGUUAAACUGGAUCAUUCAGCCACCUACUACUGCAAGUGUUGGAAGAGAGACGCCCACAUCUUUUUCACCGUGGGAGGAUACGAGUACCGCAUCUUUGGACCUGGAAGUAAACUGCAUGUAACCGAUAAGCAGGUAGUGAAGCCCGUGGUGAGCGUGUACCCAGCAGCAUCCAGAGUCCACCUGGGGGGGGGCAGCUCCCUGCUGUGUGUGGCCUCAGCCAUGUUUCCUCCUGGGGUCCGGUUCUCCUGGAAAAGACAGAAGAAGAACGGCCCGCUGGAGGACGUCCCCCCUGCCGAGGGAGAGCAGGUGGAGCUCAGAGAGCCGGGACGCAGCGCCUCCAUCAUGGUGGUCCACCGCCUCCAUCAGGACACGUACAUAUACAGCUGCUACGUCAAGCACGAGGGCGGCACGGUGGAGGCCCAGACACAAGGUGACGGAGGCUCGGUGACUGUGUUCAGCAGAGACUCAGCUUCACGUGGAGACGCUGUCAAAGACAGCAGAGGACGGACAUUUGUCCCUGCAACUCCCAACAUCUUCCUUCUCUGUUUC